Molecule: messenger RNA, 817 nt
Organism: Sitophilus oryzae (rice weevil)
Lineage: Eukaryota; Metazoa; Arthropoda; Insecta; Coleoptera; Curculionidae
Exons: 4
Coding region: 107-817 (236 amino acids)
Source: RefSeq, a predicted model, not a curated record
UGUAAAAGUAAUGUGAUUAAAAUGCUUUACGUCGUUCCCUAUUGCAAUCAUAUGAAAUAAUAUCGCGCUUUUCUUGUUUUUGUUAUGUACUUGAAACUAAAAAACAAUGGAACAAACAAGUGAUUCAACUAAAGAAGAAUACACAUACCUAGAGAAACUUUUCGAAAAUGAAUUUAAGGAAGCUGCUUUCCUAACAGGGUGUAUAGAACAGUCACAGAAACAUAUUAUAUUUCCUGAAAGUCCAAUUGAUAAAACAAGUGAUGAUGAACAGGAAAAAAGAGAUCAGGAUCAGGAAACGAAGAAGAAGGAUGAAGCAACUCUAAACGUGCCUGAUGAUGAACAAGUAGAGUUGAGAAGAGUCAAAAGUUUGAGAUCGAGAAUUCGAAGUAGUGUGCGCGAAUCGCUUAAAUUGGUUAUAAACAUAAGACCGAAAAGUGAAAGUUUUAUUCAGAGUCGGAGUUUCGGUAGAAAUAUAUCUCCGGUGAAUUUUAACAAAAUUGAAGAACGAGAAGAGCUGCCCAAGAAAUUGGAGAGGUCCGUUUCAAGCAAAGGAAAAUCUGACAAUGACAGUCUUGAAGUUACUCCGGAACCUGAAGCAGUACUUCAAACGCAUCCCCCUGCUCCUCUGUUGGUGGAGGACCCGCCCAGUACUGAUGACGAAGGCCUGAAUGAAGUAAGGAACUGUAACCCUACGUUCCUUCAUGGAGAAGGUCAUACGCAGUACCCACAAAAAAUCAAUGUUUGGGCGGGAAUUCUGGGUAAUACUGUACUAUGUCCAAUAUUCCUAAAUGAAAAUCUAACGGGGAGAUUUACCUAA